CUGGCAUCGCUUUCAUCGUGGCCGUUCGUUCUUUUACUUGGUUUACUGAACUUAAUCAAAAUAUCCGUCAAAUUACUUUGAUUCAUAUCGGGAAUCUGGACGCUAGCAGCCAUGGCUCGAGAGAACAAGAAAUUCGUACUGGCCCAGCCAGCUAAACAUGACUUCAUACCCGGCGAAACGUUCAGGCUUGAGAAGGGACCUGCGCCUACAGCAGACAAUCUGAAAGACGGCCAGAUUCUAGUUGAAGCGCUGUAUCUGUCUCUCGACCCUGGGGCGCGGCAUUGGUUGAAUGAUUCACCCUCCUCUCUGGUCCAAAGAGGCGACACUAUGUUUGGUUUCACUGUUUCUCGCGUGAUCGCUAGUAAAAGUGGUCUCGCCAAGGAAGGCGACAUUGUUACGGCAUCUAGCGGCUGGGCAGAGGUUGCCAUUGUUGAGGAGCCCAACUUUUCCAAAGCUGAGAUCCCCAAGGGUGGCCGGCUCACUGAUCUACUAGGUGUUUUAGGAGUAACUGGUAUAACGGCCUAUAUAGGUCUCGAAAAGAUCGGGAAGCCACAAACUGGCGAGACGGUUGUUGUGUCUGCCGCUGCGGGCGCAACCGGGUCGGUAGUCGGGCAAAUUGCCAAACUUCGAGGAUGCAGAGUUGUUGGGAUCGCAGGGUCAGACGAAAAAUGCGACUGGCUUAAAAAUGAGUUGGGCUUCGAUGCUGCCUUGAAUUACAAGAAAGAUACCUUUAAGAAGGACCUUGCCGAAGCAACACCUAACCAAAUUGACGUUUUUUGGGAUAAUGUCGGCGGCGAGAUCCUUGACGAGGCUCUUCUACAUGCUAAGCAGAACGCGCGUUUUGUUAUAUGUGGUGCUAUUACUACAUAUAAUAACCCCAAGGAUGCUAAAGGUGUUUACAAUUUGGCCGCCGUGAUUAUGAAGAGUAUUCGCAUGGAAGGCUUCAGUGUCUUUAACUUUGUACAGGAAUGGCCUGGCGCUCGCAAGGCUCUUGGCGGAUGGUUAGCAGAAGGCAAGCUCAAGCGCAAGGACACAAUCGUGCAAGGAGGUCUAGAAAAAGCGGAAUACGCUUUCAGGGAUCUUUUCCAAGGCAAAAAUAGAGGCAAGCUUCUUGUUGAGAUUAAGCCUGCAGGCCAGGACGAGUAGUCACAACAUCUCAGCAGCGCACUCCGAACCCUGUGUUUGAUGUACCACGAUAUCACCUACCAGCAUAAGCCGACCAAUGAGAUAUGGGAACAGUUUUGGUGCAGUAACCCCAACUGAGG
Molecule: messenger RNA, 1265 nt
Organism: Xylaria bambusicola
Lineage: Eukaryota; Fungi; Ascomycota; Sordariomycetes; Xylariales; Xylariaceae
Exons: 3
Coding region: 112-1146 (344 amino acids)
Molecular function (GO): oxidoreductase activity, acting on the CH-CH group of donors, NAD or NADP as acceptor
Source: RefSeq, a predicted model, not a curated record